Molecule: messenger RNA, 2452 nt
Organism: Sinocyclocheilus anshuiensis
Lineage: Eukaryota; Metazoa; Chordata; Actinopteri; Cypriniformes; Cyprinidae
Product: nucleolar protein 14-like
Exons: 16
Coding region: 151-2340 (729 amino acids)
Biological process (GO): maturation of SSU-rRNA
Cellular component (GO): nucleolus; small-subunit processome; Noc4p-Nop14p complex
Source: RefSeq, a predicted model, not a curated record
AAUCAGCGCCGUGCUCCGCCUGUGUUUCUGUCACGUGCGCGCAGCGUGCGUUUGUGAUGAUGAACGGAUGAGACGCUCGGUUUAACGAUUCUGAUUAUGUGAGUGGAUUAUCAUAUCGGUCUUCUCUUUAGUAUCUGAUCAGAGCGUUUAAUGAUGAGGAAGCAGCAGACGUUCAGCCGCGGUCUGUCCGAUAAAGUCCGCAAAUCUAAAGCGGCUCCGGAGAUCCAGAGAAACCCGUUCGAGGUGAAGAUAAACCGCAAGAAGUUCGAUGUUUUGGGCCGCAAGAGUAAACACGACGUGGGUCUGCCGGGGGUCUCCAGAUCCAGAGCCAUUCAGAAGAGGAAGGAGACUCUCCUGAAGGAGUUCAGAGCGAAAGACAAAAACAACACGUUCAUCGACAGACGCUUCGGUGAAUAUGACCAAAAAAUCACACCUGAGGAGAAGAUCCUGCAGAGAUUCACGCUGGAGCGACAGCGCACUCAAGACAGGAAGGACAUGUAUAAUCUGAAUGAGGAAGAGGAGCUGACCCAUUAUGGCCAGUCUCUGGCGGAGAUGGAGAAGAUGACAGAUGUGAUUGACAGCGACAGCGACUCUGAAGAAAAGGGCCUGCUGUCAGCUGAACUGACCGCCACACAUUUCGGCGGCGGUGGAGGUUUGCUGAGGAAGAAGAGCGCUGGAGAUGAAGACGAAGAACACAAGCCCAAAUCACGGCAGGAGCUGAUCGAGGAGCUCAUUAUCAAGUCCAAACAGGAGAAGCGCGAGCGUCAGACGCAGAAGGAGGAGGCGCAGGAGCUCACGGAGAAACUGGAUCAGGAGUGGAAAUCCAUCCAGAACCUUCUGGCCCAUCUGGACGAGUAUGACAUGACUGUGCGAGAGCUGGGCUUCGAGAUGAAGGCUCAACCGUCAGAGAAGCUGAAGAGCGCGGAGGAGCUGGCUCGAGAGGAGAAACGGCGCCUGCAGACUCUGGAGGCCAACAGACUGAAGAGGAUGAUGGGAGACGCUGACGCUGAGGAAGAGCAGGUCUGUGCUGAAGGGCCUCCAGCAGUGAUUGAGGAGCAGAAGAAAGCUGCACAGGAAGCAGCCAAAGCAGAACUGCCCUACACCUUCACAGCUCCAGAGAGCUACAGUGAUCUGAAGGCACUCCUGCAGGAUCACGGAUCAGAGCAGCAGCGCCUCAUUCUGGACAGAACGCUGAAGUGUCACCAUCCCAGUCUAGCCGCGGGAAACAAAGCCAAACUACAGUAUGCUCGUGUGUAUGUGUUCUGCAGUCAGAUCUGCGGUCUGUGUCAGAUGUUUCCUGAGGCCGCGUGUAAAGCCGUGCAGACGUUACUCAGCGACAGCGGCCACAGCAUGGAGGAGACGCUGGAGGUCAAAGGUCGAGCACCGAUGCCUGAUCUGGACAUGCUGGUCCUCCUGAAGAUCACGGCGCUGCUGUUCCCCUCGUCAGACUUCAGACAUCCGGUGACGACUCCAGCGUUCCUCUACAUCAGUCAGGCGCUCACCAGGUGUGUGGUGCUCUCUCUGGAGGACGUGUGUAAGGGUUUGAUCCUCUGCUGUCUGGCGCUGGAGUUCGUCUCUCUGUCUCGGAGGUUUUUCCCAGAACUGCUGAACUUUCUGCUGGGACUCCUGCAUCUGACUGUCUCCGACAAACGCAACAUGGGUUAUACGGUGGUGAGUCCGUUCAGAUGGCAGGGGAAGAGCUGUGAUCUGCUGGUUCUGAAGGAUACUAAUGUGUCUCACAGCUGGAACAGGAAACCCAUUUCACUGCACACAGCUCACAGAAUCCCAGCCCAGAGUCCAGUGGAGAGAGACCACUACAGGCUGUCGCUCAUCGAUUCCUGUCUGGAUCUGGUGAAGAGAUGCACGUCGCUCUAUAAAGACCUGCCGUCAUUCGCUCACAUCUUCCAACCAAUCAGAACGCUGCUUCUCCAGCAUCUUCCUGUCGAGGGUUCCCCCGCCCCUAUCCAGGAUCUUCACAGAGAGAUCUUAGACGCCAUUCCUGAGCAGCCUUCCCAGCAUGCACCUCUGGUGUUCAAGAAGAAGAAACCCAUCCCGCUGAAGCUCUUCACACCGAAAAUAGUGCAGAUUCUGGAUUACGGUAAAAAGCGAGGGAACACGAAGGAGGAGAAGGAGCGCGAGCGGCUCCAGCACAAAUACAAGCGUGAGUUUAAGGGAGCGCUGAGGGAGAUCCGGAAGGACACACGCUUCCUGGCUCGGGAGAAGCUCAGUGACGUCAUGAGCAGGGAUGCGGAGAGGAAGAGGAAGGUGAAGGAGCUGUAUGGAAGUCUGGCCACUCAGGAGGGAGAGUGGAAGGCCCUCAAGAGGAAGAACAGGAAGUGAUGAGGAGGAAGAUUUCUGUCACGGCUGGAGAACUGUACGUUUGUCCUCAUGAUAGAGGUUUUUAUCUGACAGAUUAAGAGAAAUAAAGCUUUGCAGUGAGACUCUCUUCAUG